Messenger RNA from Populus nigra (black poplar), 4342 nucleotides. RefSeq names its product probable ubiquitin-conjugating enzyme E2 23. The transcript has 7 exons. Bases 471 to 3938 code for a protein of 1155 amino acids. The record is from RefSeq and is a predicted model, not a curated record. NCBI's taxonomy places the organism in Eukaryota, Viridiplantae, Streptophyta, Magnoliopsida, Malpighiales, Salicaceae.
AUUGUUUGGUUUUAUUUUUAUUGUAUUAAUGAUUAUUAACUUCUUUUGAUAUUGAUUGAUGUUUAGUGAAAUUUUGAUGUGAAAUAAAAGAUUGGUUUUAAUCAUGUGUUAUGUUAAUGAAUAUGCGUUUUUUUGUUUGAUUGGAUUGCAAAUAUUAGUUUAGGAAAUGGGAUUUUUGUUUUUUUAAUCUUUUUAUGAGUUAUGAAAAAAUCAGCGCUGUUUGUGUAGCAUAGUAUUGUUUUUGUUAUUGCAUUUGAAUGGCAGCCCACCUGCCGAUUUUUAUUUCACAGUAUAAAGAUUUGAGCUUCAGGGCAGUUUUUGAAUGAAAAAAGAAGCAAACUUUUUUAUUGUAUAUGAGCUGGUUGUAGUGUUAAGAAACUAUUUUGAGAAAGAAGAUGAGGGUUUUGAAUUACAUGCCACGUUACGGAUUUUUUUUAAGAAAUUCGUUUUGGUGGUAAACCUUUUUCGAUAUGUGUUUUCAGCUAGAAAAUAUGCAAAAUGAAAGAAGUCCCAAAGUUAACGGGUUUGUCGAUGGUGGUGUUGAUAAAAACAGCUGGGAUCAAAGUGGUUCUAUGGCAAAUGGGUUGGUUUGUGAGUUGAAAGUUGAUAGUGAAAAAAAUGUUAAAAAACUGGAUGAGGUUGUUGGGAACUUGAAUAAUGUACCAUAUAUUUAUGGACAAGAUAUUGUUAGACAUAAAAUGCACAAUGUGGUUGGGGUAGUGAGUGAAGUUGCUGGUGAGUCAGAUUCGGAUGGAAGUAUUAUGGAUGAUGAUGAUGAUGAUGACGACGACGACGACAACGACGACGACGACGAAGAUGAGUGUGAUCUUGAUGAAGAUGCUGGCAAUGAGGGAGCUGAUGGUGAUGGUAAUGAUAAUACCAAUAGCGAUAGGAGUGAAGGGAGCGAUAAUUAUAAGAGUGAAACUCUUCAGACUGAUCAGGUUCGAGUAGUUUGGAUGGGUGAUGUUAAACCAGUUCAACAUGUCAAUGAUGUGAUUGUCAUUGAUCGAGGAUUCUUACACGGGGACUAUGUUGCAUCUGCUUCAGAUCCAACAGGGCAAGUGGGUGUUGUGGUGGAUGUUAAUAUCUCUGUUGAUUUGUUAGCUCCUGAUGGAUCCGUUAGAAAAGACGUUUCAUCCAUAAAUUUGGUGCGUGUUAGGGAAUUUUCUGUUGGUGAUUAUGUGGUCUUUGGUCCCUGGUUAGGCAGAGUUGAUGAUGUUGUAGAUGAUGUGACUGUGUUAUUUGAUGAUGGUUCUGUGUGCGAAGUAAAGGGGGCUGAGCCACUGCAUCUAAAACCAAUUUCCAAGGGUAUCUUUGAGGAAGAUGAACAUUUUCCGUACCAUCCCGGCCAGCGUGUAAGGGCUACCUCAUCAUCAGUUUUUAAAAACUCUCGGUGGCUAUCCGGCUUGUGGGAAGCUAAUAGAUUGGAAGGUACUGUUUCUAAAGUUACAUCUGGAUCAGUUUUCAUCUAUUGGAUAGCUUCUGCUGGCUAUGGACCUGAUUCUUCAACUACCCCUGCUGAAGAGCAGGAUCCAAAGAACUUAGAACUGCUGUCUUGUUUUGCACAUGCAAGUUGGCAAGUGGGUGACUGGUGUCUUCUCCCAUCAUCUGUUGCUCAAUCAUCUUCUGUUACUUUAGACAAGGAUUUAUUGAAGUUGGGAAUCCAUGACCCAGCCAAAUGUGAAUUAGAUCCUAGUCAACUGGGAAAUGGAUGUGAUUCAGAAGGAGUUGCAAAUGAGGAAGUAGAUGAUACGAAUGGAUCGAUGGCAAUUGAUCCAGUGACAGCACCGGAUGGAAAUGUAGCCAUUAUUGCAAGUAAUGAAUCUAGCUCUUGUGGUUGUUCAACAUUGCCUGCCCAUCGCAGAAAGAUACGUAAAGUUUUAAUCAGAAGAGAAAAGAAGAGUAAAAAAAAAGAGGAAGAUUUUGAAAGAGCCCUUUUGAUUGUCAACACCAGGACAAGGGUCGAUAUAGCAUGGCAGGAUGGAGCUAUAGAACGUGGGCUGAAUUCUACAACAUUGAUUCCAAUUGAUAGUCCUGGUGAUCAUGAAUUCGUUGCUGAACAGUAUGUUGUGGAGAAGGCCUCUGAUGAUGUUGAUAACUCAUUUGAAUCUAGACGUGUUGGUGUUGUUAAAAGCCUUAAUGCAAAAGAGCGAACAGCUUGUGUGAAGUGGUUAAAGCCAGUUACCAGGGCAGAAGAUCCUCGUGAGUUUGACAAGGAUGAAAUUGUAAGUGUGUAUGAGCUGGAGACUCAUCCAGAUUAUGAUUAUUCCUAUGGGGAUGUAGUUGUUCGAUUAUCCCCGGUUUCUGUGUCUGAUCAAACCACCUCUGAUUUGGAAACUAUUGGGGAAUCAAGGCAGCAAAGUGGACAAAGUGAGAUUAUGAAUACACAAAAGUGCUUAGGACGUAAGAAAGGAGAGGAUGCACCGAGUAAUGAUGUUUCUAUGGACUCCUCAGAUCUCUCUUGGGUUGGGAAUAUAUCUGGUCUUAGGAAUGGUGAUCUCGAAGUCACAUGGGCUGAUGGGAUGGUUUCAAUGGUUGGACCUCAAGCAAUUUUUGUGGUUGGUCGAGAUGACGAUGAUGAUUCAGUUUCAGCUGGGAGUGAAGUAAGUGAAGCUGCAGCUAGUUGGGAAACAGUUGAUGAUGAUGUGAGGGACACUCAUGAUUAUACUCAAGAGGCAGUUGUGCUGCAAGAUGCAACUGGCAUGAACUCAGAGGAGGAAGAGAGUGUGGAGAAUUAUAGUUCUGGAAGGAAUGCAGCACGCAAUUUUCCACUCACUGCACUUGACUUUGUUGCAAGAUUGGCCACUGGAAUAUUUUCACGAGGUCAGAAAAAUAUCGACCCAGAUUUUUCAGGCUACCAAGGUGAAAACAAACUGCAUUCUCAGGGAACAAACUGUAUUUCUGAAGAAAAAGAUUCCAGUGAUGAGUCCAGUGCUGAAAAAUCUAAUGUCAAUAAUAACUGUGGUAUGCAAAAUACCAAUGGAAAAGACAAACAUGUGUCUAUGGAGGACCCAGGAUCAUCAAAUGCAGAAAAAACUUCAUGCAAUUUAAGCACCGAAAAGUCAAAUGCCAUGACAUGUUCUGAGGCUCGGAUUCACCACUACUUUAAACAUUUUGACACAGCUGAAGAUCCUCUGGACCAUCAUUUUCUUGAUUCAAAUAGACUGAUCAAAAAUGGAAGGAAGUGGCUUAAGAAGGUUCAACAAGACUGGAACAUCCUCCAAAACAACCUGCCAGACGAGAUCUACGUACGGGUUUAUGAGGAUCGAAUGGAUCUCUUAAGAGCAACAAUAAUUGGGGCAUAUGGAACACCUUACCAAGAUGGGCUAUUCUUUUUUGACUUUCACCUCCCACCAGAGUAUCCUGAUGUCCCUCCUUCAGCAUACUACCAUUCUGGUGGUUGGCGAAUAAAUCCAAAUUUGUACGAGGAGGGGAAGUUGUGCCUUAGCCUUUUAAAUACCUGGACUGGCAGAGGAAAUGAAGUCUGGCACUCGUGUUCUAGCAUCCUUCAAGUCCUAGUUUCACUUCAAGGGUUGGUGCUAAAUUCUAGACCAUAUUUUAAUGAAGCUGGAUAUGAUAAGCAGAUCGGGACAGCUGAAGGAGAGAAAAAAUCGUUGUCAUAUAACGAGAAUACUUUCUUGCUAAACUGCAAGACAAUGAUGUAUCUUAUGCGAAAACCCCCCAAGGAUUUUGAAUACUUGGUAAAGGAGCAUUUCAGGAGGCGUGGGUACUACAUUCUUAAGGCCUGUGAUGCGUAUAUGCAAGGCAAUUUAAUUGGAUCUCUCUCUCGAGAUUGCUCUAUAAGCAGUAAGGAAAGUUCCAAUCUAACUUCGGUUGGUUUCAAGUUGAUGUUAGCAAAGAUUGUGCCAAAGCUUUACUUGGCAUUGAAUGAAGUUGGCGCUGAUUGUCAUGAAUUUAAGCAUCUGCUACAGUCAUAAAAUUAUUUAACAAGUUGGUCUUUCAAUAUUUGGAUCAAACCAGCAAGGUCAUGGUGUUUUCUUUUUUGUUUUCCCAUUCAUUCAUUGCCAUUACUUUCAAAUCCCAAGUACUUGUAAAUGUAAAGGUUUUCAGAAACAUGAAUUUGGGGUCUGAGACAUUCAGUGUCUUUAUUAAUUUUAGGUCCUGGGGUAUCUUCAGCAAAUUAAGGCUCUUCAUUUAGUCAUAUGAUUAUUUGAUCAUGGAACACAACAGAUCAGGUCAUGGAAGCUUUGCUUCUGACUUCUUGCUUUGACAAUUUUCUGGUACUUUGGGAUCCAGAAGACAGGAUUUUGGAUUGACUGUUUAACUUGCUAUUUUAUUGAAAUGAUGUAUUAUAUAUAAUUGAAGACAGAGCUUGCAAUAA